AUGUUCUGGCCGAGCUCAUCGUCGAAUUCUCGCGCCACCUUCCGGUGCGUUUGUCGUUCUCGACCCUACCGGCGAACUUCGCCCGUCGCUCCCCGCCCGAUUUUAUUCCUCUUUUCUGGCACCCCCCGCUCCGCGUUUGACCUUUCACGCACCCAUCGGACGCGCAGGCCGAAGAAGAAUGCGCCGGUCGGUUCCAAGGGCGCCGCGCUCAAGCAGCACAUCGACGCCACCCUGGGUAGCGGGAACCUGCGAGAGGCGGUGCUCCUACCCCCCGGCGAGGAUCUCAACGAGUGGCUCGCGGUGAACACCGUGGACUUUUACAACGCGAUAUCGAUGCUCUACGCCACGUUGGCCGAGUACUGCACCGAUGGAUCGUGCCCGACGAUGUGCGCGGGGCCCAAGUACGAGUACAGGUGGGCGGACGGCGUCAAGGUGAAGAAACCCAUCGCGUGCACCGCGCCGCAGUACGUGGAUUACCUGCUCUCGUGGGUGGAGUCGCAGGUGGAUGACGAGGCGCUCUUCCCGCAGGCGCAGGGCGCGGACUUCCCUUCGAACUUUCCGGACGUGGUGAGGAAGAUAUUCACCAGACUGUUCAGGGUCUACGCGCACAUAUACCACUCGCACUUCCCGCAGAUCUGCACGCUCGGGGCGGAGGCGCACCUCAACACCCUGUUCAAGCACUUCAUCUACUUCACAUCCGCGUUUGGGCUGGUGCGGCGCGAGGAGCUCGCGCCGCUCGGGGAGCUCGUGGACGGCAUCCUCGGGGUGGUGCCGUCUCACGUGAAGAUAAACAACAACGUGGGUGGCGGGGGUGGUGGCGGCGGCGGUGCGGGUGGUGGUUCGGCGGUUUGA
Micromonas commoda is the source of this 852-nucleotide messenger RNA. RefSeq lists its product with no specific name. Lineage: Eukaryota; Viridiplantae; Chlorophyta; Mamiellophyceae; Mamiellales; Mamiellaceae. The coding region runs from base 1 to 852 and encodes 283 amino acids. The transcript has a single exon. The record is from RefSeq and is a predicted model, not a curated record. Gene Ontology annotation, cellular component: cytoplasm; nucleus. Gene Ontology annotation, biological process: positive regulation of protein phosphorylation; signal transduction. Gene Ontology annotation, molecular function: protein kinase activator activity.